Messenger RNA from Oppia nitens, 2749 nucleotides. RefSeq names its product histone-lysine N-methyltransferase E(z)-like (gene E(z)). Bases 216 to 2696 code for a protein of 826 amino acids. NCBI's taxonomy places the organism in Eukaryota, Metazoa, Arthropoda, Arachnida, Sarcoptiformes, Oppiidae. Gene Ontology annotation, molecular function: histone methyltransferase activity; protein binding. The record is from RefSeq and is a predicted model, not a curated record. Gene Ontology annotation, biological process: chromatin remodeling. The transcript is spliced from 11 exons.
GUAACUGUUAUACAGUAUUGAUAUUAAUAGACAUUGUAUUGAAUUGUAUUGAAUUGUAUGGUAAGCGAGAAAAUACCGCAAAACAGUCCAACAAAGACAUGAACAUCGAUUGACAGCAAUCUCUAGGUGUGUGUGUGUGCUGUCUAUCGGGUCAUUGAGUGAGUGGUACAGUCAGUAACGGACGGUUGUGUUGCGGUCACCACCCGAAUCGCGCAAUGGCAUCGACUACGGCUGCGGCGGCGGCGGCGGCAAUGAACGAGUCAUCAACAGACCGGAUGCCGAUGAAUAGCGUAGCCAUCGACGGCACUAACAAUGGCAUCAAGAAGUCGACGCCAGCGAUGAAGAUAGUGGUUCCACACGAAUGGAAACGUAAGGUGCGGUCGGAGUACAUGCGUUUGGUUCAGACCAAGAGAUACAAACGCAACGAUAUCGUCAAAGGCGCAUAUGUGACCAACAGAAAUGAGAUAACAAAGGCGUUGGCAAACAUUAAUAAGAUUAAGAAGGAAUCGACGGCUAUUGUCCACUUCCCGACUGAUAUACCCACACAUCACUCCAUUAUGCGAAAGUGUGAAAUGCGUCCCUUCGAUACGUCCAACAUUAGUACCAAACAAUCGGUUCCCAUACGGAUGAUGUACGCCGUGACACCCAUUCCCACAAUGUAUACGUGGGCUCCCAUUCAGCAAAACUUUAUGGUUGAAGACGAAACAGUGUUGCAUAACAUCCCGUAUAUGGGCGAUGACGUACUGGACACCGAUGGCUCGUUUAUUGAAGAACUCAUUAAGAACUAUGACGGCAAAGUCCACGGCGACCGCGACAGCAGUUUUGUCACCGACGAUGUAUUUGUUGAACUCGUCGACGCUCUGAAAGCGCCCCAUAAGAUCACUAACAAUAAUGAUAAUAAUCUUAUCAAUGACACCAUCGAUGACGAUGUGAACACUAAUGGCGCGAAAAAAGACAAACAAAUUAUCUUAAGAAGCGAACGUUCGACAACUGCCACUCAAAUGACACGAAUGCCGGCAAAAAUAGCACAAAAUAUGAUAUUUCACGCGAUUUCCGCUGUAUUUACCGAUAAGGGAACUCCUGAAGAACUGGAAGACAAAUACGAAGAAUUGUUGGCAAAACGCAAUAAUACAACAGUACAGCCAUUGGAGUCGACACUAAAUAUCGACGGCAACAACACUCAGUCCUAUCCUAGAGAGCAGACAAUGCAUUCAUUUCAUACACUGUUUUGUCGUCGAUGUUUCAAAUAUGACUGCUUUUUGCACCCAUUUCAACCGAUUCGUCUAAAUAAGAGAAGACAUAACAAUUUGGAGAAGAAAUCCGAGCCGUGCGGUAACAAAUGUUUUCUUCAUAUUGAUAUCGUCAAAGAAAAGAUAAUUCAAGAGAAACAAAAACAAGUGGAGAGACGAUCGUCAAGAAAUCAGACAAAUGGUAACGACAGCGGUAAUGAUGCGAGCAGUGAGGACAGCAACGAUUCAGUUGAAUCAUUGCCUAUAAAAACCAAGAAAACUCGUUCCCAAUCGCCUCCAUUGUCCAACUCUGAGGUUUCAUCUAAUAACAUAUGCUUUGACGAGGAUAGCAAUAAUCCGACGUCGACGACACAAAAGAAAGACAAAUAUCGGCCGUCGAAAAAUUUUUCGCCACCAAACUAUCACGACUACUGCCUACCGCCGCCGUCGCCCGACGACGAAUCACUGCCCAUUACUACCGAUACUACAGCCGCUACCAUCAGUUUGGCCGACAUUACUACCGAAUGGAACGGUUCUGAACAGUCGUUGUUUCGGGUACUCAUCAAAACAUUUUAUAACAAUUACUGUAUCAUAGCGUCGAUGUUGCGGAGCAAGUCGUGCGCCGAAGUCUAUGUGUUUGCCCAGAAAGAGCUGAGCGAUUUGCCACUCGAGGACAGUAUGAACGACAAGACACCGCCGCGAAAGAAGAAAAAGAAGCACCGCUUGUGGUCCAAUCAUCAGCGAAAGUUUCAGCACAAAAAAGAUGGAAAUUCCAAUCAUGUCUAUAACUAUACACCCUGUGAUCAUCCGGGCCAGUCGUGUGAUAGUACCUGUCCCUGUGUUCAGGCGCAGAAUUUUUGCGAAAAAUUCUGUAACUGUAGCUCUGAUUGUGCCCAACGAUUUCCCGGCUGCCGAUGUAAAGCCCAAUGCAAUACCAAACAGUGUCCCUGUUAUCUGGCUGUCCGCGAAUGUGAUCCCGAUUUGUGUCAGGCAUGCGGUGCAGAUCAAUUUGAUCUGAAAAACAUUAGCUGUCGUAAUGUUUGUGUUCAACGCGGUCUACGAAAGCAUCUAUUUUUGGCGCCGUCAGACGUGGCCGGUUGGGGCAUAUUUCUGGGCGGAACGGCUCAGAAAAACGAGUUUAUUAGCGAAUAUUGCGGUGAAAUUAUAUCGCAAGACGAGGCCGACCGUAGAGGCAAAGUCUACGACAAAUAUAUGUGUAGUUUUCUAUUCAAUUUGAACAAUGAUUUUGUUGUGGACGCCACCAGAAAGGGAAAUAAGAUCCGAUUUGCAAAUCACUCGAUAAACCCGAACUGUUACGCAAAGGUAAUGAUGGUUAACGGAGAUCACAGAAUCGGUAUAUUUGCCAAACGGGUCAUUCAGUCGGGAGAAGAACUAUUCUUCGACUACAGAUACGGACCGACAGAACAAUUAAGAUUUGUUGGCAUCGAAAGAGAAGAGUUUGUCUAAAUAAUUGAAUUUUUUUUGACAACUGUUUACAAUUUGAUAUGUUUUACACAUAA